This is a messenger RNA of Fulvia fulva, 765 nucleotides long. RefSeq lists its product as uncharacterized. NCBI's taxonomy places the organism in Eukaryota, Fungi, Ascomycota, Dothideomycetes, Mycosphaerellales, Mycosphaerellaceae. Bases 1 to 765 code for a protein of 254 amino acids. Gene Ontology annotation, molecular function: protein binding. The transcript has a single exon. The record is from RefSeq and is a predicted model, not a curated record.
AUGUCCACCUUGUCGAUAUCGGCACAGCCUUACCUGGAUGGCCUACCUCUAGAAGUCGUCGAGGAGAUCGUCACGCUCCUGGACCUUACCGACGUGUGCAAAUUCCGCUUGACCUCGAAAGAGCUUGCAGCAAAGGCAUCCCAUGGACGUUUCAAGACCUUCUUCCGCCACAAAGAGAUAGACGUGGACGACUUGAAGAAGAUUGAGAGCUUCAUGCGAAUGACACAGUCGGGAGGUCUUGGAUGCCUCUUGGAGACUUUGUCGCUUGUUCGCUAUGAUUUCCCCGAGAGCCGAAACGUCCAAGGUAGCUCGACCAUUGCGGCUUUCACAGAUUGCUUCAAGAACCUCGAACAACACUCUCGCGCCAAAAGUUUGCGGGAGAUCGUUCUGGACAUCUGGGCUAAAGACGACACAGGAGAGCGAUGUGCGCCCAACAGAAAGCAUUGGAGGCAUAUAUGGCUGCUGGCCGGAGCCCUGUAUCGAGAUGCAAUGGCGGCAGUCUCGGAGAGUGAGCUGCUGGUAGAGGGACUAUGCUUCUUUGCAACAACCGGCAACUGCAGCUUGGGAUUCGACGAGUUCGCGUCUUGCCCGACUUUCCUAUAUACUCCAAUUGCUACGUUGAAGAGCUUAUCGCUCAGUCUUUCCUCAUCUGCAUCGCUGAUUGCAUUGGAAGGUCAGGACACAGAGCUAGCUAGCAACCACGUGGAGCAAUUCACAUCCUUUCUCAAGCUUCUUAUUGGACUGGAAAGGCUAGAUCUGCACUGA